Molecule: messenger RNA, 1506 nt
Organism: Rubroshorea leprosula
Lineage: Eukaryota; Viridiplantae; Streptophyta; Magnoliopsida; Malvales; Dipterocarpaceae
Source: the annotation of a GenBank genome assembly
GUAUGUUGUAUCAUCUGUAAACAACCCUAGGCCAACCAAUUUUCCAGAAUGCCGCCCUGACUUCUCUGAAACCGUUGGAUUCCAUCUCUUCUCGACUCUUAUUUCUCCAUCAAUAGAAUUUUGGUUGCUUUUAGGCUGCUGAUAAUCCCUAGAAAAUCUGGUAUGUUUGGAGAAGACACUGCAAAAGAAGGGUAUCCAAUGGCCUAUAUCCAAUGUGGCAGAAAUGCCCUCCGGCAGAUAAUCAAAGACCCGAGAGUGCAGAGCUCUGAUCCUAUGAUUCAACCUCUCCUGUAUGCUUGUCAAGGAAUCAGAUACAGGAAGCUAGAAGUCAUUCUUACUACGAACAUUGAGAGGCUUGGCAAAGCUGGUGAGACUGUCAAGGUUGCCCCAGGGUAUUUUCGUAACCAUCUGAUGCCAAAAUUACUUGCUGUUCCUAAUAUUGAGAAGUUUGCUUAUCUCAUAAGGGAGCAAAGAAAGAUUUACCAACCUGAAGAAGAGGAGGUUAAAGUAGUAACACAGAGUGUAGAAGAUAAGACAAAAGAAUAUGAGAAGGCAGCAAGACGAUUAGAUAGUGCUCGGCUGGUGUUGAGGAGAUUCAUUGAUGUUGAAAAGUUUCGCUCUCGUGCAACAAAAGAUGAUCCAAUAGAACUGCGCUCCCCUGUGACAAAAGAGGAACUUGUUGCUGAGGUGGCAAGACAGCUAAGUGUAUGCAUUGAGCUUGAAAAUGUGCAUUUGCCAACACCACUGUCGACUUUUGGAGAGUUUGAGGUGCCACUUCGCCUGCCAAAAUCCAUACCAUUGCCAGAAGGGAAGGUUCAAUGGGCUCUUAAAGUUAAAAUCCGGGGUAAAUAAACAGCAGUUGGACUUUAACGAGUUACUUUUAAAUGAGGUGACGGUUUUGGUUUCUCAAUGGCGAUUUAUUGUAGUGGUAAUCUACAUGCUUGGACAUUAGAAAACAUUUCAUUAGACCAUCCGUCACAUUUUAUAUAGUGAUCACUGAAAUGUGUAAUGUAAUAAGUUUCUUGUUGAAAUAUAUUUUUGCACGCGACUAGAAUCAGGCUAAAGAAGUCCUGAAUUUCCAAUCAUCUUGCAAAACUUGAUUUACUUGCCGGCAACUCUGGCAUUUACCAGAGGAGCUGAAUGAAAUGAAAUGGAUGUCGAUGAUUUUGAAAUAGUUGCAUUAGGCAUUCAAAUAUCUUGGUAACGUGAAUUUUCUUUGAAGCACAGCAUAAUAGCAAGCUUUCACUGAACUUUCCGACAUGGGUGAGAUACUGAGGACCAUUGCCAAUACGCUAUCUGAUUUUCCUGUGUGUCAAUUUAUGAUAUUUCCGUCCUUUCAAGUAGGAGGAGCCGAUAACAAGCAAGCAAAAUGCAAAGCAACCACAACGUAGAUUUCCUUCCUCUUUUCUUUUUUUUUCGUAUUUUGGAUGGUGGGCCAUAUAAAAGAAGGGGUAGCCCUUCCCUCUCCAAACUCUUUUCUGUCCAUUAUAAAAUUUAAAUUUAAAA